AUGCUUAGGUCUUGGUGUCGGCGACUUGUCGACCGGUAUCUGUGCGUACGAAUGUUCACUAUCCUGGGUGGUUCAGCGGCAGCUCUGGUAGUAACUAGCAAUCGCCGAUGGCAAUGGUGGAAGUGGAUCGUGGGUUUAUGUCCGGCCUUGGCUGCUUCUGUGUGGUUGGUAGUAUGUCGAUACGCUACGUUGAGCAAGCCGAAAAUGCCCAUGCUGCUGUCCAGUACUGUUCUGCUGUCUGUUGCGAUUGCGAUUACCUACAAUGGACUGCACGGACUCUGGUUCUGCGGACAGAUGAUUAGGACCUCAGGGCACGACGACAUUCUCGAUAACAUAGAAGAACAUCUCACCGGCGGUGACCCGGACGGCGGUGACAUAAACGGCGACUCAUGGGCCCGACCCUUCAGGAAAGGUAGCCCAGGACUGGUCUCAGAAAUAAUAGCAAUCCCAGGGUCAGUCAGAGUGGACUCACUGGGUGAGUCCCUUUCAAGGGAAGCUACACGGGCUGAAGAGGGUGAGCCAGGUAAUUUGUCGUGGGAGAAUCUCCGCGCCCUAUUCCAAGACGAUCGUGCUUUGAUCGAUAGCUGGGAAUAUCGUCGUGAUAUAUCCGUGGUAAUAGUGGUUCGUGAUGAAGACGAGUAUAUAGUCAAGACGAUCCAAUACCUCCUGGACAACACACCCGCGGAGGUAUUGAAGGAAGUCAUCGUUGUCGAUGAUGCCAGCAAACUGCCCGUGGCCGUGUUGCUCCGCAACACACUGUUCAAAAAUGGCUACUCGACCCGAAUUGGUUCCAACGGUCAGAAUUCCAACGGUCAGAAUUCCAACGGUCAGGACUCCAACGGUCAGGACUCCAACGGUCAGGACUCCAACGGUCAGGACUCCAACGGUCAGGACUCCAACGGUCAGGACUCCAACGGUCAGGACGCCGACGGUCCAGAGCGCAACGGUCCAGAACCCAAUAGUCCCAGGGGUACGAGUACUCAGCGUCAUUUUUCAGGCGAGCAGUUGCGGAAGAUGAUUAAGGUGUUACGUUUUGGAAUUGGCGAGGGGUUGAUUCGGUCUAAGAUUGUGGGGGCAGAUUUGGCGUUGGGUUCGAACAUUCUAUUUUUGGAUGGGCACUGUCGAGUUGAUCCGGGUUGGGAAUUAGGAUUACUACAGGUGGUCGAGAGGUAUGGUUACAAGACAAUAGCGGUGCCUCAAAUAUACGAUAUAGAUCGAUUUACAUGGGAAGAUAAGGAUACGUAUGGAGUGAAGAUGAUGUUUGAUUGGACUUUCGAAUUUGAUUGGUAUGAAGAUUUCAGUUAUGACGUACCCAUUAUGCCUGGCGGGAUCAUGCUUAUGACAAAAAAAUGGUGGCUUGAGAGUGGUAAGUAUGACGCAGGCAUGUUGGAAUGGGGAGGUGAGAAUAUUGAACAGAGUUUGCGCACUUGGCUCUGUGGUGGCGGCAUUAAACUUGCGCCGGGGUCUAUACCGAAUGUGGCCAUGCCAGCGGUAGUUGAUGCACCUGGCAGUAACGAGUCUGACUCGGAACCGGAUGUCGUGGGUUCAAUUCCCGGAGUACCCUCCUCGGAAAAUAUUCCGUUAAGCCGGAUAGGACACAUCUUUGACCGACCUAAGAAACCGAACCCAGGCAACUCUUUGGUAAGAAACGUUCAAAGGAAUCAGAAGAGGGCCGCAAUCGUUUGGCUUGAUGAUUAUUACCAAUACAUGCUCAAGUAUCACCCAAUCGUUAAUACUCUUGACGAAGGUAACGGGCUUGAGUAUCGUCAGUUAAUUCGCCAACGUCUAAAUUGUAAACCAUUCCAAACGUUCGUAAAUAAGUUCAGAUCUGCCUUCGAACGCCUUGGACUACUUGAACAUGACUAUCAUUACCUUCAAAAUAAAUCCAAUAGACUCUGCCUUACCGCUGUUAACAAUAAUGGACACGGAUUCACACUCGCUCAAUUACCAUGCCAACGUAGCGAUAAAUAUCAAAUGUGGGCCAACAUACUUGGAAAUAGAUUCCUACACAAUCUCGGCACUAAGCUGUGUCUCACUACCAUCCAACCUGAUGGAAUUGGAGCGGGAUUUACCGUUUAUGAACAAUCACCUCAUGAAACCCUACUUCAAGAAUGCAAGUGGAAUAGAAUGCUAUCAAGUAAAUAUAUUUCGUACACACACACGUUCGAACCCGGCAUAUUCGAACGAAUACCCGGCAUAUUUGAACACUCUCGCGUAUGA
Molecule: messenger RNA, 2220 nt
Organism: Gregarina niphandrodes
Lineage: Eukaryota; Apicomplexa; Conoidasida; Eugregarinorida; Gregarinidae
Product: putative polypeptide N-acetylgalactosaminyltransferase
Exons: 1
Coding region: 1-2220 (739 amino acids)
Cellular component (GO): Golgi apparatus
Source: RefSeq, a predicted model, not a curated record